GAUGUCUUUAUUCAGUCCGAGUUUCUGAGCUCAUGCAUGUGAGCGAAUCUAUUCUAGGGUUUCCAUUCCAUAGCCAUCAACCAGACUGGGUAAGAUACAGAUGCUGCUGUAGAAUGGUCCAGUUGCUGCUGCUCCAGACUGCGUAAGAUACAGAUUCCCCAGCUUAUAGUUGGAAUCGCCUCGGUUUUAGGAGCGAGAAAAAUCCUGCUCUGCGGUUAUUAUUUCGCAUGCGUGUCGCAUCCGUCGUACAGCCGCCAUGGAUGUGCAACUGACCGAAGGUUCAUCGGGAUUUCCGAGCAACGUCCCGUCAGUUAUGAUGGCACGCGGCGGUGGUGUCGGUGGUAGUGGCGGCGGGACUCCCGCCGAAAGCAGUCAGGGAAAGCUCGAGCCUGUAGAAGGAGGGGAGUUACAUGACACGGAUAAUUUAGGGAUGGAUGUUAACGCGAGCUUUAGGAGAAGCAUGGGUAUGGUUGCCAUGGGUGGCCAUUCGUUACAAGCACUCGCUCCGCAAGGCGGCCCGGCUGGCGGAAGCUCGGCGCUUCCGCACGGGCAGGGUCAGAUGGACAAAGAUUUCCUCUGCCCGAUUUGCAUGGAGCCGAUGCGCGACGCGUUUUUAACGGCGUGCGGGCAUAGUUUCUGCUACUCGUGCAUCACGACGCAUCUGCACCACAAGCGGAAUUGCCCGUGCUGCUCGCAGUUCCUCACGCUGGACCAGAUUUUCCCCAACUUCACCCUCAACAAGUUGUUGAAGAAGGCAACAGCCACGCAGAUGGUCUCGACGGCGUCCCCCUCGCAGCACCUGCGCCUGGCGCUGCAACACGGCGCGGACGUGAGCAUGAGCGUGCGCGAGCUGGACGCGCUGCUGGCGUUGCUGGCGGAGAAGCGGCGCAAGGCGGAGCAGGAGGAGGCGGAGAUGAACAUGGAUAUCCUCCUGGACUUCUUACAGCGGUCUCGGCAGAAGAAACAGGCGGAGCUGGAUGAGCUCCGCGCGGAUCUACUGUUUAUCCGCGAGGACAUAGCCGCCGUGGAGCAGAGGCGGCGGUCGUUGCAGCAGAUGCGCGAGCAGUCUGCCGCCGCCAUCCACGCGCUGCUCUUCCGCGGAGGCUCCUCCUCCGCGGGGGGGGCUGGGGGGGACGAGUCGGGGUUCGGAUCUGGGGGAUUGGCGGGGCUGAAGGCGGGCGCGGGGGGAGGGGGAGGCGCAGGGGGAGCGCUGGCGGGGAGCAAGCGGAGGGGGGGCCCCGCGCUCCCCCACCACCUGCAGCUGCCCGCCCAGAAGAUGCGCGUUGAGGGGGAUGGGCGGGGGAUAGGCGGAGGGGGAGGGGGAAUAGUGAAGGAGGAGGCGCAGGUGGGGGGCGUGGCGGAAGGGGAGGGGGCGGGGGAAGGAGGAGGGCUGGCCGCGUGUGGGCCGUCGGAUAUUGCCAUGUCCGCAUCAACGGUGGCCAAGAAACGCCGGGUGUUUUCACAUUUUGACGACCUCCAGGAGUGCUACCUGCACCACCGCCGCCAGGCAGCGCACGCAGCCAAACCUUCUGGCUCCCUGGCACAAUCCAUCCCCCCAGCAUCAGCCGCAGCAGCCGGAGUGGGGAGGCGGGGCGACGGGUCAGCAGCAGAGGGCGUGAGGGAGGGCGCGGAUUUCGGGAUGGGGCUGGAGGACUUCCGGCGCGUGCUGUCAGCGUUCACCCGGUUUAGCCGCGUCAAAGUGGUGGCGGAAUUGCGGCAGGGGGACCUCUUCCACUCGUCCAAUAUCGUGUCCAGCAUCGAGUUCGACAGGGAUGACGAGUUCUUUGCCACGGCGGGCGUGUCCCGGCGAAUCAAGGUCUUCAACUUCUCCCAGGUGGUGGGCGAGCUAGCAGACGUGCACUGCCCUGUUGUUGAAAUGCCGACAAGGUCCAAGCUGAGCUGCCUGUCCUGGAACCCCUACUUGAAGGCACACAUUGCCAGCAGCGACUACGAGGGGAUCGUGACGGUGUGGGACGUGGGCACGGGGCAGAGCCUAUUGGAGUAUGAGGAGCAUGAGAAGCGAGCGUGGUCGGUGGACUUUGCACGGACUGAACCCACGCGGCUGGUUUCUGGCAGUGACGAUGGCAAGGUGAAGAUCUGGUGCACGCGGCAAGAGAGCAGCAUCUUAAACAUCGACAUGAAGGCCAAUAUCUGCUGCGUCAAGUUCAACCCCGGCUCAGCCAACUUCAUUGCAGUCGGCUCCGCGGACCACCACAUCCAUUACUACGACAUCCGCUCGCCCGGGCUGCCGCUGCAUGUGUUCAGCGGCCACCGCAAGGCCGUGAGCUACGUCAAGUUCCUCUCGCCUUCGCAGCUCGCCUCUGCAUCCACCGACAGCACCUUGAGGCUGUGGGACGUGCACUCGCAUGCCGCUAUCCGCACGCUGAGGGGCCACACCAACGAGAAGAACUUUGUUGGGCUGUCAGUCAACAGUGAUUAUAUUGCAUGCGGCUCCGAAACCAAUGAAGUGUACAUCUAUUACAAGGCUAUGUCGAAGCCCAUGGCAGUUCACCGCUUCACCACCUCUGAUCCUUUUACCGGGGACGACAGUGACGAGGACACAGCUCACUUCAUUUCUGCUGUGUGCUGGAAGGGCGGAGGGGGAGAGGGGGGGGGAGCAGCGGCAGGGGGGGUAGCGGGAGGGGGGCAGCAGCAGGAGGCGACAAUGCUUGCAGCAAACAGCCAAGGGACGAUCAAAGUGCUCACUCUGGCGCCAUAAGGAGAAAGUUUGGUGGGUGCGUUAGAUCCCUGUAGAAUUGCCAUAUACCUGAGAGGACAGUGACGUGGUCACUGCCCACUUCAUCUCUGGUGUCUGCUGGAAUUGUGGAGGAGGGGUUGGGAGGGGGGCGGCAGCAGGAGGCGACAAUGCUUGCAGCAAACAGCCAAGGGACGAUCAAGGUGCUUACCCUGACGCUUUAGGCGGGGCAGGAGCCUCUGAAUGGGAAUUAGAACAUAACUUCUGUUGUUUGGUCAAGCAAGCACACUCCUCUCUCGCUCCUUACAAAGGAGCGAGUCUGUAUUGAAAACUUUCGGAUACAAAAGUAUUGUAGUAUCAGGUGUCCACUGUGACUCCAAAUGAUGGUGAGAAUGAAAGU
Molecule: messenger RNA, 3095 nt
Organism: Closterium sp. NIES-67
Lineage: Eukaryota; Viridiplantae; Streptophyta; Zygnematophyceae; Desmidiales; Closteriaceae
Source: the annotation of a GenBank genome assembly